This is a messenger RNA of Oncorhynchus nerka (sockeye salmon), 2503 nucleotides long. RefSeq lists its product as uncharacterized. The coding region runs from base 1 to 651 and encodes 216 amino acids. The record is from RefSeq and is a predicted model, not a curated record. The transcript is spliced from 5 exons. NCBI's taxonomy places the organism in Eukaryota, Metazoa, Chordata, Actinopteri, Salmoniformes, Salmonidae.
AUGGUGUUGAAGUCUGGCAAUUUACUUUAUGGAGACCUUGGCAAUAUUGCACACGUGUACCUUGAUGUUCUGUCCAAACCUCAGGUGACGGUCCAUGAUAACAUCUCCUGUAGCGUGGUGUGUUCUGUGGAGAACGGGAGAGAGGUGACCCUGUCCUGGUAUAAAGGAGGGGAGAUACUCAACCAGACCAGCAGCCCUGACCACAACAUCACCCUCGCUCUACCUCUCAAGGUGGAUGAACAGAACAGAGACUCUUACAGAUGUGAGGCUGCCAACCCAGUCAGCAAGGAGACAGCUGUUGUUCCACAUUCCUGUAUAGAGAGUGAUCCCUUCAAGGUGACAGAUGGUGAUGAGAGGACUCAAGGUCAUCUUAUUAUUGCUGUAAUCUGUGUUCUGGUUGCCUCAGGACUUGUUGGUCUUGCAAUCUAUCUUAAGAAGAGGAGAAACGGACACUCACAUGCAGAUUCACCUGAAAGAGAGCAAGAUGACAUUCAGUAUGCAGAGAUAACUCACAUUAAACCAGCAGAAAACCAGGAGGAGCGAACAGGUAUACAAGGACUGGAGUCACUUAGAGACAACCCUAACCUGACAGUUUAUGAUACACUCCAGUUACAUCACAUGGCUGCCAGCGAGGAUGUUGACACUGCAUGAAGGUGCAAAACAGGAAGGUUCUGAGAGAUUGACAUGGUAAUUCACAUCCAAGAGAAGGUGUUACAUCAUAAAGUGGACGUUGAGACAGAAUUAUAGUAAAUAUUAGAUUAGGAAACCUAAUGGAGUCACAGUUGUUAUUGGAGAAAAUUCCCAUUGAACCCUUGCGCUAUCAGUUCAGACAUCCUGUGUUGGUCAUUCUCACAUUCUUUUGUUGAAUUGGGGCCUCGAUGAGAUGAACUGAUACAGACAAAUUCAAUAGCUAUGCCUAGGGUUAUUAGUAGGGUGAUCCCUCUUUUCAAGUGCCCAUUGUCCCAAUGUAUACGUUAAAACAAAUGGAACCUCUUAAUACAAUUCACUAGUGUGUUUGAUAUGCUAUUACUGGGCCAAAGCUUCUUUUCAGUAUUGUCUGUUCUGUUGUUUAACAUGAAGGGGAGGGUUACAAUCUCGCCCUCCUGCAGACACUCCUUCUAUUAGAGCAUUUUGUGCUCCACCUACAUUCGCCAAGAUACAGAAUAUAACUGUGAUAAAAUACCAAAUCUACUGAUACCAUAGUGAAUUGUUGCUCUGGAGGCUUUCAUUUUCAUAGUAGUUACCAAGACUGAAUAUUAAGAUAAUAUACUUCACAUUUCACAAUUAUAAAAUUAUGACUUAUUCAAACGGGUAAAGAUUUGUUUACUGAUCUUCAAUAUAUUAAGGCAGACUUACAGUGGGGUAAAAAAGUAUUUAGUCAGCCACCAAAUGUGCAUGUUCUCUCACUUAAAAAUAUGAGAGAGGCCUGUAAUUUUCAUCAUAGGUACACUUCAACUAUGACAGACAAAAUGAGAGAGAAAAAUCCAGAAAAUCACUUUGUAGGAUUUUUAAUGAAUUUAUUUGCAAAUUAUGGUGGAAAAUAAGUAUUUAUGUCAGAUCAGUUGUUGUUUUGGGAUCUCAUUAAGGAUGCUAUGACAGCAUAACUGUAUCUCUGAAUGUGUAUAUUUAACAGUUGUCAGGUUUACAUCCAAAUGUUGUGGAACUCACAGGAUUAAAUAUGAAACUAUUUGUGAAAAGACGAAAUGUGAUGUUAGCCUUCUAAAUGAGAAUUGUUUAUCAUAUAAAAGUUAUACCCAGUCAGUGACCACACUCACGUGAGCAGACAUUAUGUCGGCAUUAUGGAACCAUGGAACUUUUACCAGAGUGCAUAAAACCCCUCCUAACAAAAUGUACAUUAGACCAAGCAGGUGGACGGUAAAGCGGGACGUCACAAAUGGUUAGACUCUACAAGACCAGUACACGGACAGCGUUAGCUGAAAGGUACAAAAUGGUUAGAAACUCUGAAACUUUCAACAGUGAAGAAGAUAAAGACUACACAUUCACAGUCUGCAGCUGUAUAUAUAAAAUAGUCUAGUAAACACGACCAAAGACGAGAGACAAAUAACAAUAUCCUCUCACCACUAUUCUAAUGAACAGAGCCCGCUGAACAAGCUACAAACACGAACUAAUUUGAUCUCUGGUGUACAAACCAGAGACUUCCGUCGCACUACUCUCCACAGAUGGACCGGCGAUUUCAACAGAGACCACAGAGACAUGCAAGCGUAAAUAUGUACAUUGCAUUUCUAAAUCCGAAUGAGCGGUUGUUAGGGUGCUAAAUAUCCACAUUUACGAUGGUCCACAUGUAUGUACAAUAAGCCCACUCUCUGUCUCUCCCGCUCUUUAACUGUCCCCACCCCUUUCCAUUGUCUACCACGCCGUCAAAUCGGGUUAGUCCACUAGGGACCUAUCAUUGCAUUAUGUUAGUAACCAAUGUAUAAUCUAUCCUGUGUGUGUGUUUAUGUCAUUCUGUGUGAUUAUUUAGUUAGUCAGUAAAUAAAUAAUU